AUGGCGGAUCUUGAGCAACAGACGCCGAUUGAGGGCACACCCGUCAAUGACAUUGAGAUGGAGGGCGCGGGCGACGCUGAAGCUGGCGCGGGAGAGACAACACUCUUGCCUGAGAUUGAACCGGAGACGCCCAAGCUGGUUCUCUUCGCUGAUCUCAUGAAGAGUCCGAUCGUCGAAGUCAUCGUGGGAUCCGGAGACGACCGAACUACAUACUCAGCGCACGAGGCAGUUCUCGUGAAGUCGCCAGAGUUCGUCAAACAAGUUGAGAAGUUUGCGCCAGGAGGGCCUCGCCAGAUCGUCUAUACAGAUUGCGACGUUGAUGCUAUGGGCUCAGUGGUUGAAUACCUCUACACCGGCGAAUACUUCCCCAAGAAAACAUCCAGCGCACGCGACGCACCUCUCGAGAAGGACCCGCGGCAGCCGUCUACUGAUAACGAAGGCUUGGGUCUUCUUGUCCACGCACGCAUCUACACCCUCGCGGAUCGUCUCCAACUCCCAGAAUUGAAGUCCCUCGCACACUCGAAGAUCCACCGCACGGCCUCGACUGCAAAGGGGGAGCUCGCAUACGCACGCUACGUAUACAAGGAAUCUAACCCCGAAGACGCGACUAUCCGCAAGCCGGUGGCUGCUUUCUGGGCUACACGCAGCUACAGCCUACGCCACGACGCCGAGCCAGAAUUCAAGGCCAUGUGUCUCGAGUUCCCACAAUUCUCGUACGAUGUGCUCCAGCUUGUCUUGGACCAACAAGAGAAGAAGCGUGGCGGUGAUGAUGGGCCGAGUCGAGGUGGGCCGAGCGUGGUUCCUGGAAGCACGAGGAAGAGGGCUAGAGUGAGUCAAGUAUAG
Molecule: messenger RNA, 843 nt
Organism: Alternaria postmessia
Lineage: Eukaryota; Fungi; Ascomycota; Dothideomycetes; Pleosporales; Pleosporaceae
Exons: 3
Coding region: 1-843 (280 amino acids)
Molecular function (GO): protein binding
Source: RefSeq, a predicted model, not a curated record